This is a messenger RNA of Trichobilharzia szidati, 682 nucleotides long. Lineage: Eukaryota; Metazoa; Platyhelminthes; Trematoda; Strigeidida; Schistosomatidae. The record is from the annotation of a GenBank genome assembly.
CACUAUUUUAAGUAGGGGAUUCUCGAAAAAUGACUGCUAGUCGUGACGCGUAUAGCACUUUAAAAACGGAUGACAGGACCAGAGUAACAAUACCAGAAUACAACAACAGAGAUGGACACAUGAAAACUUCACUUUAUGGUGGAGCCGCCUGGUAUAUACCUUCAGAAAGACGUUGGGAAUCUUACAGUGAACAUUUUGAACUACCAACAUUAACACGCAGAGAUGCUAUAGAUUUUCAGUCUGAGAAAGACUUUUUGAACUUUCUUAAAAAGCGUGACAUUCCAAAUUAUAAGAAAAUCACAGCUUAUUAUCCUUCUCAUCCUCCAUCUGUCAAAUGGAAUAGCCAUUAUCGAAUUCCAUCCUCGCAAACUGUAGGUGAUCUGCGAGAAUGUGUUGACCGAAGACGUGUUUGGGAUGAUACGGGUUAUUACGGGUAUUACCAAGAGAUACUUGAUCGAAUGGAAAGAGAGGAUUGUAGAAGACUACCACGUUCUGGUAUGGUUGGUUAUCCUUAUUUUACACAUCGGACGUAUUACUAAUCCUAUCAAGUCUCAAUUAAUCUGCUAUUUUAUAACUGUCAAGAAUUGCACGACAACAGAGGUUCAUUUGUCUGUGAAAUAUAUGCAUAAAAAUGACAGUGAUUGAUUUGAUUUUCAGACAAUCCAUUUUGUUUUCUUUCAAC